Messenger RNA from Habropoda laboriosa, 2039 nucleotides. Its product is annotated as transcription factor mef2A-like. The record is from RefSeq and is a predicted model, not a curated record. The coding region runs from base 36 to 2039 and encodes 667 amino acids. The transcript has a single exon. Lineage: Eukaryota; Metazoa; Arthropoda; Insecta; Hymenoptera; Apidae.
GUUGAUAUCGUACAAGUGGCAUCGGAUUUUGUAAAAUGAGCCCGGCCUCCCAGGGCGGCGUGGAGGUGGAGCGUUACAUCGGUAGUUGUUUGAUAUCGUCGACCGUUAGACCGGGAUCGCAUAAGCCGAUCGUCGCUAAGAAGCAAGAAAGUGUAAUUCGCGGGAAAACACGAGGGUGUUACGGGGGUCAGAAUUUUCCUAACAACACCGAGCAAUGUCAGGUGCAAUAUGGUCCCGGCGGUUGGACGGGCGCUCCCUUAAUAUCCAUGAUAUCGAGUCCGCGUAGAUGUAAUCAAAGAUCGUCGCCGCCGCCGCUCGGUCAACAACAACAGCAGCAGCAACCACAGUCACAGCUGCCACCACCGCAACCAACACAGCAACAGCAGGGUUGCGAACAGCAAGUAUCGGCUCACCUGCACAAGAAUCCACUUUCUAGAUUAGCCAUUCACACGCAGGGAGCGCCGCUGAUCCUAUCCAGUCGGUUCCACAAUCGAGGCAAGAUACAUAACAGCGGGAACGCUAAUGGCAUUACAAAUACGGUCUGUAGCAACAAUGGCACGGUUAAUAGUUACGUUCAUAACAAUGGUAAUACCGUGACAUCGAAUUGUACGAUGAACAGUUGUACGGUAAGGUGUCCACCGUCGAGGCCUCAGAGGUCCAUGGAGCUCGCGAAGAAGCAGCAAACAAACCCAAAGUCGCCGGACUGCUCGACGAGCAAGGAAGUCACGGGAACCGGAAGUAACAUCGCGAACAUCGACUCGCUGAGUAUCGCGAGCGACGAAAGUUCCGGAUCGAACAACUCUGAAAACAGUUUACCGCGCAUCAUCAAGCCUCGAAAACGUAGAAAGAAGGAUAGGAAACCGGCGAAUAACGCGAUGACGGCUGUAGAAGUAACAAAACACGAGGAGCAGCAACAACAGUCCAGUCCGAGUCUAACUACCGAACAAUCGAACGUAGUUUCUUUAAAACCGUACGUGCCGGCUUGUUACGAGCAACAUUACGAAGCCGCGGUGCCGCUUCACCUUAGAAACCAUAGACGGCCGCCCAUAGCGAGGGAAAGCAUGUACGGUUGUAGUGUGCAGACAACGGGCAUGUCGGUGCAAGAGAUCGCCGACGCGAGGCAAAGGUAUCCGCAUCGGCACGUGGAAGUGAAAGUGUUGGACGACAAUAGAAACGUCGUAGUGCCGGCGCAAUUGCGCACCAUUCUACCAAAGGGUUAUAGACAUAGCAGCCAGCACCGCCACACUUCUAGCAACAACGUUCCGCGUUACAUGCACGAAUAUAACGAUUCAACGACGACUACGACAACGACGACGACCGCGUCGUCGACAACGACAAGUUGCGAAGAUGGUAUCAAAGAUGGAUUAGGAUCGUGCCAGUGUCAGUAUUGCGAUCCCUCGGCUCUCAUAUGGGACGUGGAUCAGAACUGUUACUCGCCUUUUCUGACCCCGUCACCGUCCACCGAGUUCUGUUCCGGCCAUCACUUCUCCAAGAUGCCGCUGUUCUUGCCGCGGCCGGGUCUCAAUUGUCAGGAGCAAAGGAUCGAGAGGCUUUUCAACACUGAUAAUCCUCCACUCCAUCAGGAGAGGGACACGUGCAGUAGUACCGGUGUCGUACUCAGGCGCAGCUGGAGCGAUCCGACCAGUUACUUCAGCGAGGAAAUCAGUACGCCCAGCAAAGACGUUGGCGUGAUCGGCGAUAGGGGACAGGCUGAAAGUGGAAAACGUCGAACGCUCUGGCGCGGAGACUCGAUCGGUAUUCCCACGAAUAACGUUGGAUCAUCCGGUACGGACGUAAACAGUACCGUACAGUCGCCGAAAGGGCUCGAGGUCUCCACGGAGAUCAUAACGUCGCCGAACGGCCACAGAGAUUUGGAAAUAAAGUUCUACUCGCCCUCGCCGAACGCACCGGCGCCCGAGGAAGACAAACGCAUCUUGGCGGAGGACAUCGACGAGGACGAAGAUUUCAGCGAUAUUUGGAGCUACCACGAGUCCAAGUUGCAACAGGAUUUCCGCACGUUGCUGCAAGCGGAGGAAUGA